Acipenser ruthenus (sterlet) is the source of this 3469-nucleotide messenger RNA. RefSeq names its product transmembrane channel-like protein 5. Gene Ontology annotation, cellular component: plasma membrane. The transcript is spliced from 23 exons. Bases 378 to 3188 code for a protein of 936 amino acids. The record is from RefSeq and is a predicted model, not a curated record. Gene Ontology annotation, molecular function: mechanosensitive monoatomic ion channel activity. NCBI's taxonomy places the organism in Eukaryota, Metazoa, Chordata, Actinopteri, Acipenseriformes, Acipenseridae.
ACCCGAUAUGAUCUCUGUUACUGUGGGUGCAUUAUCUGUAUCCGAAGAAAGCUCAACACUGCAGAUCGCUGUAGGCUUCUCUGGAGAAGUAAGAACGUUAUCACUAGCAUUUGUCGUUUUUACAGCCUGUCUAAACCGACGUGGAUACAUUAUAUCGGCUUUUACUUUUUUUUUAAAAAAAUUUAGAACUGAGUCGGCUGCUUCUCCUACUGCAGAGACCCUGACUGAUCGCCAACCCAGCAGGCUAUCCUCAUCCCGGCAGCAAUACAGGCACAGGUGUGGACUGACUGACCUAAACCCUAACUCUGGAUACUGGACCCCAAAUGACGCUGUGAGGGAAUUGAGGUGCUUCGAGAGGGCUAGAGGACUACUCCGUCAUGUCACAGCAAAACAGGGAUGGGGUGUUGAACCCUGCGUACCACCACUCCGAGACCCUGGAAAUGGACAGAGGCUCACCUCAGAGAUCACAGCACCAGAACCCCUAUGCGAGUGAAGACUUCAGGCCACGGUGGGACGGGGGGCCGGCAGGGAGGGGCGGCCCGGAGGUGUUGCCUCCCUAUGAUAUGGAGCGAGGCCCCUGGGACACUACAGAGACCAUCCCAAUGAGACCCCUACCUUCUGAACAGGAUUUUGGUGAACGGUACCCCUCCACCUCCCCCCAGGUCCACAAUGGGUUUGGGUUCGAGUGGGAACCAGCCAAUGAGAACAGCUUGGCACCCCCAGGCUGGCAGCAAAACUCCCUUGAGGGCCAUCAAGCAUACAGACAAGGAGGAGAGAGCUCGGUGAGGCAGCGAGGAGUACGGAAAUACAGCCUCUUCCCUACAGGAACGCUGAGCACCUCCGCACUGGAAAGGCUGGGAUUUAAAGAGGAUGAGUUCCAGGAUGUGUUGGAGGAAGAGAGACAGGAUCUGGUCAGAGAGCUGGCUGCCAUGUCCUCCAGGGAUCGUGUCCGAGCUGUCCGCCAGCUACCCAUGAACCUCCAGGAGAAGGACCAGAUCAGGAAGAAAGUGCUGCUUAAGAAGACGUCUGAGAAACAGCACCAGGAACAGAACUGCUGUACGGACUGCUCACAGAACGUUUCAAUGUCUUUUAGGAGAUGCGGUGCCAGCUUCUCCGCCGUGCCCCAGGCUCUGCAGCUCUGGCAGGGCACCCUGAAGGAGAUCGGGGGUAAGUUUGGCACCAGUGUCCUCUCCUACUUCCUCUUCCUAAAAUGGCUGCUCAUGUUCAACAUCUUCUCCUUCCUGGUCAACUUCGGCUUCAUCACCGUGCCACAGCUGCUUGACCACGAGGCCAAGAACACUGGGACAUUCCGCGGGCUGGAGAUACUGACCGGAGCGGGUUAUUUCAGCAACUCUGUGCUGUAUUACGGUUUCUACUCAAAUGGCACAGUGUCUGGGGGUAGUGCUAGCGGUAACUCCACAUCCGGGAUGCCUCAGUACAACAUGCAGUUGGCAUACUUCUUCACCAUCGGAGCCUACUUGGUUCUGUGCUGCAUUAGCCUUGUCUACAGCGCUGCACGCUCGUUCCGGGAGAACUUCAUGCUGGCUGGGGCUGUGGUCGGCAAUGCUGGGAGGCUGCUGAGCAGCUGGGACUUCAGUGUAGUCAACGAGAAAGCUGUGCGUCUGAGGCAGGACAACCUGCGCACACAGCUCAAGGAGUCACUGGCUGAGAAGACCAAUGAGAAUCUUUCGCUCACGUUAUCCCAGAAACUCGCUCGCUUUGGGAUCCACGUGGCUGCUUGGCUCGUUUCCACAGGGAUGGCUGCAGGCUGCUGCGCCGGCGUCUACUUCCUGUGUUGCUACAACAUGAAUUUGAUCAAUAAGUCCCCUGCAUCCCAGAGCCUGACAGCCGAGGCAGGCACUCUGCUCCUCCCCGUCGUGGUGUCCCUCAUCAACCUGGUCAUCCCACUCCUCUACUCCCUGUUCAAGAAGGUGGAGCCCUUCACCUUCCCCCGGCACCAGAUCUACGCUCUCAUCAUUAGGAACGUUCUUCUGAAGAUGUCCAUCUUGGCUAUGCUCUGCUACUUCUGGCUGGAACAAGUUGUGGAAAAUGAUAACAUCAAUUGCUGGGAGACGUUCGUGGGGCAGGAUAUCUACAGGCUCAUCAUCAUCGACUUCAUUUUCUGUCUCCUGGGCUCCUUCUUCGGGGAGUUCCUGCACAAUGUGAUCGGGACAAAGUGCCUGAGUGGUCUAGGAGUUCCGGAGUUUGACAUUGCGCGGAACGUUCUAGACUUGAUCUACGCACAGACUCUAGCCUGGAUUGGGAUUUUCUUCUCUCCGCUGCUGCCUGCCAUUCAGAUCAUAAAACUCUUCCUGAUCUUUUACCUUAAAAAGGUGAGCUUGAUGCAGAACUGCCAACCUCCUAAGCGAUCGUGGCGGGCAGCUCAGAUGAUGACCACCUUCAUCCUCCUCCUCUUCUUCCCAUCCUUCUCCGGGGCGCUGUCCGUGGUGGCAUUCAUUGUCUGGAGGAAGGCCCCCUCUGAGUCCUGUGGUCCGUUCCGAGGGCUGGCUGUACCCUACGAUGCCGUGUCUCAGUGGAUGGAUUCUGUGGAUAUCGAUUUCCACGGGUCCAGUUGUGCUGUGUGGAUCUACAAUAACCUGAUCAAAAGCGUCCUGUUCUUCCUCAUCAUCACACUCCUUGUCUUGAUUCUGAUCUACCUUUACUGGCAGAUCGUAGCAGGGCGCAAAGUCCUCAUCGUCCUUCUUCAGGAACAGAUCUCUAACGAGGGGAAGGACAAGACUUUCCUGUUAGAGAAGAUAGAGAAGCUGAAGGCUCAGAUCAGCGCUCAAACAGCACAGAGAGGAGGGGCAGAGGUGAGCCACCGCACCGGUUCGAGAGCUUUCCAAAGGAGCCGGAGAAGGAGUCAGGAUCGGGGUUCAAGAGGCUUAGAGAGAGGCAGGGUGUCAACUGUUGACCAGGGUUCAAGAAGCCCCGGAAGGGGCAGGAUGCCUGAAUAUGAGCCGCGUUCCAGAGGAAGGGACACAGCAUUGCCUGGAUAUGUACAGGAGGGUAUAGGGACUGCCUCCAUGCUGGGCUCGGAGAGGGAAUAUCCAGGAAGAGCCGAUUACCUGCAGGAAGAUCCGUACUCCCAGGAAGACAGCACAGGGCCCCCUGUCCCCAGUGCAUUGGUGCAGGCUCUUCUCGCACGGAGGCAGGCUGAGGAAGAGGAUGAAGAGGAGGGAUAUUAAAGAUAGUGGAUUAAUCCAGCACCUUAGACAAGCCGCACAGUUCUCUUGCGUGGAGCAACCUGGUUGUAUUCAGCACCUCUUUGCACCUGCGUGUGGCUGACCUAGCAUAGCGAUUGAUAACGUUCAUUAUCAAAAACUCCACUUUCUGUACUUGAAUGCUUUAAACCUGAGUGUCUUCCAGUCGUAGAGAUUUAGUUUUUUUUUUAAUUGCAAAAAGAAUGUCGAUUUUGAAUUCAUAUAUUUGAAACAUAUUUAAAUACAGCAGAUUUUAAAUGUGAAAA